Molecule: messenger RNA, 1764 nt
Organism: Diachasma alloeum
Lineage: Eukaryota; Metazoa; Arthropoda; Insecta; Hymenoptera; Braconidae
Product: mitochondrial sodium/calcium exchanger protein-like
Exons: 9
Coding region: 1-1764 (587 amino acids)
Biological process (GO): intracellular calcium ion homeostasis; transmembrane transport; monoatomic cation transport
Cellular component (GO): membrane
Molecular function (GO): calcium:sodium antiporter activity
Source: RefSeq, a predicted model, not a curated record
AUGAAUUGGCCAAAGGAAGGUGAUCUAAAAUACGGCGGUCUACAAAUACGAGAGGAUGAUUGUUCCUAUGUGUGGCAAAUCGCAGCUGAAGAUAGAUGUGAAUGGGUCAAGGGAAGUCCCGAUUGUGAAUCAGAUUCCGUGAUUCCGUAUCCUACUGUACUCUUCUGCACAUUUUCCACGGUCUACCCCGCGUUAUUUGCCUUGGGAAUUGUUGUAUUUCUUCUCUGGCUGCUUUACCUAUUCCUAAUACUUGGAACAGUUGCUGACAACUUCUUUUGUCCAUCACUCUCGGUGAUAGCAAAUGUUCUCCAUCUAUCGGAAAACAUAGCGGGUGUUACGAUUUUGGCGUUUGGAAAUGGAGCACCGGAUAUAUUUACAUCGCUGGUAGCUGGUGAUAAAGAGAUGGUGAUCAUAUUCACAGAGUUGAUUGGUGCUGGAAUUUUUGUCACUGCUGUUAUUGCUGGAUCUGUGGCUAUUGUGUCACCGUUUGCCAUAUCACCGAAGCCGUUCAUGAGAGACUGCCUUUUUUACAUUGGCGCUGUUUGCUGGAUCGCGUUUAUCACCAAGGAUGAGACCGUGCAUCUUUGGGAAGGACUCAGUUUUAUCUGGAUUUACAUACUAUUCAUUGCAACGGUGGUCGGUAUGCAGUACUACGACAAUCGCGAGGAAAAACGAAAAGCGAGAAUUCCUGGCUUACGAGAUCCCGAGAUGUUGAAAACAUUUUUGGCCUACCAGGAAACAGACACCGAAAUGCAUCUACCAAUGAGGUCAACCGCAUUUAGCGUCAAAGCGAAAUUGGAUGUGGCAAUAGCUGCUGAAAUGGCGAGUGCUAGAGCCAGAGGUGAAUCCAUUGGGAUCGAUAAUCUUACAAGUUCCAGUGGUUCGUCCCAAUCACAUCGUCCCAUGGGUCUCUUCAAUGAAUUUCUCUACGACUUGAAUCCCAUAAACCUUCACGAUUGGCAAAAGUCAAGUAUUCUCGUUCGAGCCCUAUUGGCACUACGUGCACCGGCAAUGCUUGUUCUUCAACUGUUAGUACCUGUGGUCAAUGAGACAGCUAUCAAUCAUGGAUGGUCAAAGUUGCUAAACUGCCUGCAACUCUGCAUAGCACCAAUUGCUGUACUAUUCAAGUUGAACGUUUGGAGAGACAGCUUUGGACCGGUGCCAGUUGUACUCGUUUUCUUUGUUCUCGGCGCUAUUCUGGGAAUUAUUGUUUUUAUUAUGACGGGGAGAGAUACCCCCAAGUAUCAUGAUGCAUUCGCGUUUCUGGGUUUUCUCAGUGCCAUGCUGGUAGUGUACGUAAUCGCCAAUGAAGUAAUGGCGGUUUUGCAGUGCAUCGGUUUUGCCAGUGGAAUAUCAGAUGCCAUGCUGGGAAUAACGUUACUAGCCUGGGGUAACAGCGUGGGCGAUCUCAUCGCAAAUGUGGCAAUAGCACGUCGUGGCUUUCCUCGCAUGGGAUACUCCGCUUGCUUCGGUGGACCACUGUUCAACACACUGCUUGGCCUUGGUCUCACAUGGACCAUUUCAACCCUCGGUAAAUCCGAUUAUCGUACGAAAAUCAGAACCAGCGAUAUGAUGCCCGGCUGCUUAGCCUUCCUCCUCUGCACACUAGUCAGCUCUCUCAUCUACCUGAAUACAGUUGGCUUCAGAGCAAGGAGAUCCUACGGCUUUCUCCUCUUCUCCAUAUACUUCGUCUUCAUACUUGUUAACUUUCUCAGUGAGAUACACUAUAUUCAUCCUCUUGGUACGGAUCAUCGGGAAGAUUAA